AUGGGCAAACCUGAUGACUAUGGCCCGGUCAUGAACGCCUCGUUGUGGACCUGCGUUGCGUUCGCUACCAUCUUCCUCGGUCUACGACUAUUCGCCAAAUUCUGGAAACACCGUGGACUGUGGUGGGACGACUACUUCCUCAUCGGCGCCUGGUCCAUGCUCAUUAUUAGCGUUGGCAUCAACACCAAGAAUGUCUCUCUAGGCUUCGGCAAGAAGCUCACAGCCUUUCCUCCGGAUUUCGACUUCAGCAUAUUCGAAACGGUCGGUCUCUUGGGAAAUUUGGGCGGCAACGCCUCCAUGUUUGGCAUCGCGUGGAGCAAGACAUCGUUUGCCUUGACGCUGCUCCGUGUCGUCGAGGGCCGCAUGAAAUGGGCCAUCUGGUUCAUCAUGAUCACCGUCAACCUGUCCAUCACCGGCAUGGUAAUCAUGACAUGGGCUCGGUGCAGCCCUGUGCAGAAGAAUUACAAGACAACCCUGCCUGGUCACUGCUGGGAUGCGAAGAUCAACGCCGAUUACAUGAUCUUUGCCUCUGCCUACUCUGGAAUCAUGGACAUUGUGCUCGCUCUCCUCCCUUGGCAAGUCCUGUGGGGGCUCCAACUGAACCUGAAGGAAAAGCUCGGAGUGGGCAUCGCCAUGAGUCUUGGCAUCUUCGCCGGUGUUAUCGCCUUCAUAAAGUGCUCUGUACUUCCUUCUGUCGGAGGGCCGAACUUCAACUACGACGGUUCACUUGUAAUCAUCUGGGUUGAGGUCGAGAACGUCAUCGCCAUCAUCGCAGCCUCGAUCCCCGUUCUCCGCGUCUUCUUCAAGGACCUCAAAUCCUCGGCCCGAGGCUACUACGCGUACGGUACCGACGACAACACAAAGAGGUCUCGCAUCGGCAACAACACUGUUGUCGUGACAGCGAACCGCACUGUAAACCGCCGCGGCUCGGUUAGCAAACACAUGGGCGAGUCUGGUCUCGAUGACGACAGCGACAAGAGUAUCCUCGACGGCCGUCACGGUACGAGUCCCAGCUCUGGCGUCCUGGGCGGCAUUACGCGCACAAAGGAGAUCACCGUCGACUACGAUGCAGCGCGGGACGGAGACAGUGCGCGGAGCGAAGGCUACGAGAUGGAGCAGAUGGGCGGCCGUAGACAUGAUCACCCGCACAGCCCUGGCAUGGCCGUGUAA
Molecule: messenger RNA, 1170 nt
Organism: Verticillium alfalfae VaMs.102
Lineage: Eukaryota; Fungi; Ascomycota; Sordariomycetes; Glomerellales; Plectosphaerellaceae
Exons: 5
Coding region: 1-1170 (389 amino acids)
Source: RefSeq, a predicted model, not a curated record